UCCCAGAUUUCCAGCUACAUAGUGGCUCACACCAUCGGUCGGCGUAUGCUGUAUCCAGGCUCUGUGUAUCUGCUGCAGAAAGCCCUGAUGCCCAUGUUGCUUCAAGGACAGGCCCGACUGAUAGAGGAAUACAACGGGAAACGAGGCAAGCUCACGGCUUGUGAUGGAAACGAAAUCGACACCAUGUUCAUGGACCGGAGAGAUACCAUGGAGCCCCAUGGCAAGAAGCUGGUGAUUUGCUGUGAAGGCAAUGCAGGAUUCUAUGAAGUUGGCUGUCUCUCCACCCCCUUGGAUGCUGGAUAUUCCGUGCUGGGAUGGAACCACCCUGGUUUUGCGGGCAGCACGGGAGCACCACUGCCGCAGAACGAGGCCAACGCUAUGGACGUGGUGAUGCAGUAUGCCAUCCACCGCUUGGGUUUCCUCCCGGAAGAUGUCAUCCUCUACGCCUGGUCCAUCGGGGGCUUUACAGCCACGUGGGCAGCCAUGUCAUACCCGGACGUCAGUGCCCUUAUUUUGGAUGCCUCCUUCGAUGACCUCGUUCCUCUUGCCCUCAAGGUCAUGCCGGAAAGCUGGAGGGGUUUGGUUACCAGAACAGUGAGGCUGUAUUUGAACCUUAACAACGCGGAACAACUUUGCAAGUACCAGGGUCCCGUGUUGCUGGUGCGCAGAACCAAAGACGAGAUCAUUACCACAACAGUUCCUGAAGAUAUAAUGUCCAACAGAGGGAACGACUUGCUUCUGAAGUUACUACAGUUCAGGUAUCCCAAAAUCAUGGCCGAGGAGGGGGUGAGAGUCGUACGAGAGUGGCUUGAAGCUUCCACUCCCAUGGAGGAGGCCUCUGUUUACAGCCGUUACGAGGUGGAAGAUGACUGGUGUCUGUCUGUGUUGACGUCCUACAAGGCGGAGCAUGAAGAUCCGUUUCCCUGGACUGUCGGAGAUGACAUGACUCCAGAAGGGAGACGACAGCUUGCACUAUUCCUGGCCCGGAAGCACCUCCAGAAUUUCGAAGCAACCCACUGCGCUCCGCUUCCUCCUCAAGACUUUCACCUCCCGUGGCAUUUAUAGCAUUACGGCCCUCCUCUGUGCUGCCCUCAUGGCUUUCUCUGUUGGCAUUGAUGUCUUUCCUUCUGUCCACCACAUUUGCUUUUCAUGCGUGUCUCUGUGUGUGUAUGUCGGACCGUCACCUCUUUCAUUCCCACCUGCACGCUGUAAAUCUGCAUCCUUCCCCCUGUAAUAUUUAUCCUCUACUCCCAAGAACCCUUCCCCCCGUAGUUGUAGGGGGUUGAAAAUAAAAGAUGGUAUUUUUUAUA
Messenger RNA from Sphaerodactylus townsendi, 1310 nucleotides. Its product is annotated as phosphatidylserine lipase ABHD16A-like. Gene Ontology annotation, biological process: phosphatidylserine catabolic process; monoacylglycerol catabolic process. The record is from RefSeq and is a predicted model, not a curated record. Gene Ontology annotation, molecular function: monoacylglycerol lipase activity; glycerophospholipase activity. The transcript has 15 exons. Gene Ontology annotation, cellular component: endomembrane system. The coding region runs from base 46 to 1065 and encodes 339 amino acids. Lineage: Eukaryota; Metazoa; Chordata; Lepidosauria; Squamata; Sphaerodactylidae.